AUGAGCGCCCACGCCAUUGCAUCGAUCGACGAGUUGCUUGCCAAAGACGCAGAAGAUGAGAGUCUACGGAGGUACAAGGAACGACUGUUGGGCGCCGCUGCGCAUGGCGAUCGUGGAGACAAGGGCGACGCACGUCGUGUGGUCGUCGAGGAGUUCAAGGUCGAGUUCCGUGAAGACGGACGCGAAGACAUUGUGUACAAAUUGUCAACGCCUGAAAGUGUCGAACGGAUGCAUGCGACGCCUUUUGUGCUGACGGAGAGCUGUCAGUACCGCUUUGUCAUUUCGUUUCGAGUCAAUGGGACCAUUGUGAGUGGGUUGCGCUUUUGCAAUCACGUCAAGAAGGCAGUGGCGGCCACACGGGACGAAAUCGUGUUGGGGUCGUACGCUCCACGAUCCGAGAGCUACGUGUUUGUCUUUCCUCGUCAAGAAUGGAUAGAAGCGCCGUCAGGGCUUUUCUAUCGUGGCAAGUACACGGGCAAGUUCACGUUUGUAGAUGAUGACCACGUCAAGCAUCUGGAGCAGUUGUACACGUUUGAGAUCAAGCGAGCCUGA
Hyaloperonospora brassicae is the source of this 552-nucleotide messenger RNA. NCBI's taxonomy places the organism in Eukaryota, Oomycota, Peronosporomycetes, Peronosporales, Peronosporaceae. The record is from the annotation of a GenBank genome assembly.